AUGUUACUUAGUUCUUGGGUUAAUUCGCUUGCCUCUCAUCUCAACAUCCAAAAUCUGAGUUUCAGUGUUCUCGAUCCAAAUUCAAUGUUUCCAUGGAUGGUUAAGGCCCUGAAAGUUAGGGAUGAUGCUUUUUCCACAAGGGUACAUCUUGGAUGUAUAGAAAGUUGGGGUCUCAUUUUCAACACCUUUACUGAGCUAGAUGGGGGUAAAAUGAAUAUGAUCAAGGAAGACUUUAGCAAACAUGAUCGGCUGUGGGCGGUUGGGCCUUUGCUACCUAUAAAAGCUAGCAGCAAGGAAUCCAAUGAAAGGGGUGGACCAAGCUCAAUACCGCAAGAUCAAGUUGUGGCAUGGCUUGAUUCUUGUCAAGUUGACAAAUCAUUAAUCUACGUUGGCUUCGGAACCCAGAUUACCUUGACCAAACGGCAGAUGGAAGCGAUAGCCUCCACAUUGGAGGAGAGUGGGGUGCGUUUCAUUUGGGCUGUCAAGGAUCCAAUUAUUAAAAAUUAA
Durio zibethinus is the source of this 507-nucleotide messenger RNA. NCBI's taxonomy places the organism in Eukaryota, Viridiplantae, Streptophyta, Magnoliopsida, Malvales, Malvaceae. The record is from RefSeq and is a predicted model, not a curated record.